AUGGCGGACAUCUCGCCGGCCGCUCUCCACCGCAGAAGGGACUACACCCAGACCACCACAGCGCUCCGCAACCACGGAAUCCGCUACCAGUGGGGGUUCCCCACGAAAUUGAUCCUCACCAAAAAUGGGAAGACGUCCAUCAUAUCGUCCCCAGAAGAAGGAUCACAGCUCAAUGAGAAAUGA
Molecule: messenger RNA, 183 nt
Organism: Pelobates cultripes (western spadefoot toad)
Lineage: Eukaryota; Metazoa; Chordata; Amphibia; Anura; Pelobatidae
Source: the annotation of a GenBank genome assembly